UACUUUCAUUAUCACACGAUAAGUUGAAGAUGAUGUUGUCCGGCCUUACUCUGAUCUGUCUGACUUCUUUAAUUGGGAUUCCACUUACCUAUAGCGUCAAUCUGUUUAAGGAUUAUGUCACAUACCCUCUAGUUAUCCUGGGUAUAGGCGGGGUUGUAUUAAUCCUGGUGGCUCUCUUACCAUAUCUGUACGCCCGGAACACCGACAUUCCUAAACGGGACCCUUACUUCUAUGUCUGGAGUCUGUUUGCCUUUGCUUGUGUUGUGGAUUUGAUAAUUGCUUUGGAGAAUGAUGGCAUCAUUCACAGCUUCAUGGCCUUUUACCUGCUGGAGGGUGAGCCCUACCUCAAGACAACGCAUGGAACCUUUAUCAACUACUGGGACGCAGCAGUACACUUCGGCCUAUACAUAUAUAUCCUUAAACAGGACGCGUACAAUGAGAAGUACAGAAAGGCUGGCCUUUACUGGGUAGGAUCCAUCACCAACAGUUUACUGCUUAUUCUAAUUUCUGGACUCAUUGGUGAGUAUGGUGUGAGGUGGCCUAUCCUACUCAACACACCGUACCUGUGUAUACCUGUAUGGAUGGGGUAUAAGUUCCUGACAGAUGCACCAAAACAAAAGGCUCAGUACAAGGUAAGAACAGUUAGAGACCAGCAGGAUAUCCGACCUAUACAGGAGAGACGUGUUGACCUGAUGUUUGUCGUUGUCUUUUUAGCUGCUAUAUGUGUUCACAUACUGAGGGCCUCGGCUGUACUUGGGAGCCCAGCUGACAUAGCUAAGACCUACCUUCAACAGCAUGAGCCUUACCUAACCGAUGGUGUAGCCUUCCCCAGAGUACAGAUGAUGCUGUAUUUGUUCUACUUUGUGCCCUACUAUGUGAUGGUCAUCUUUGAUCUGCUGUAUCCAAGUGGUAAACCAUGGGUGAUAGACUGGUCACUCAUAAUGGCUGGAGCUGUAGGCGAGGGUCAGUUUUCCCUUAUUGGGGCCUCCAUUCACCCGUUCACGCCGGCCAUCUCGCAGCUUCCUCCAGGUAACCACACGCUGUUUUGGAUCAUCAACGGAACUCUCUUCAUCAUUCAUCACCUGUAUGCAUACAAGUGUGUAACCUCGCCAACCAAAUAUGUUGGCGUAGUCGAGAGUAAUGGCCAAUCUGCUCUGGAACUUUCUCAGGACAAAGAAUUGCUGUAUGAUGAAAUUAAUUCUACUGGAGACACCUCAGAAUCAAGCAGAUAUAACUUACGGAAUAGACGCAACCGACAAUUUGAUCACCUUUAGAGUUAGAACUCAUGUCACUGUUGGUGCUUUUUAUAUACAUAUGUACUUCAAUUAGCUUCAUUAGCUGUUAUCGAUAAAGUGUAAUUUUUUAUGAACUUAAAAGUUCGAUGGGACAUAAAAGUUAAAAUCAAAAUGUAAUUUUAUAACAAUAUUAUCUAUUUUAAUGAAAAAUGCUCAGCAUCUUCACUCAACUAAAUACAUUAUAUACUUACAGCUAGCAUCCCUAGUUUCCUGGGCUUUGAUUUGUCAAUUUCUAUCUCACCUGGUCAAUAAAACUAGAACGACCUUAUACUGUACCAUGUGACCUGUUGUCCAUCAAUUCCUCAAUAAUUCUUCAACAAAUUAUGAUUUCCCUGAACAACAGUUAUUUUAAACUUCUUCUCAAGUUCCACCAGUGGGAUUCAGCUCAAACUCAAGUGAUUCGAAGAUGGUCCUGACCAAGUGUUGUUAUUUUUCCCAAAUUCUUGUCAGUACCACUAUACUGUACUGGGUAUGGGUAUGUAUACAAAAGUACUGGGGUAUGUUGAAGUCAGAUGACCCUUAAGGCCCAUGGGCCUCUUGUUCUUCUUAUCAACAAUUGUAGUUAGCCAGUCUUUACAAUAACAGUAUACAUAACAAUGCAUACAGGUGUCGUUGCAACAUUUCAAGACCGACUGGUCUCUGUCAAGCUCUAACUCAAAAGCUGCAACGACACCCAUUGUUACGUAUACUACUAGAAUUAAAUAAAUCUUGGAUUGUCAAUUACUAUUUUUUGUAUAUAUAUAUAUAUAUAUAUAUUUAAACUGUAUACCUGGUAAUUUUCUCCCCCGUUUAAUUUUCGCCAUUGUCGCCCUUUGAUGAUAGGGCGAAUUUAAGAUGACGGCUAAAAUUUCUAAAAUUCAAGCUCAAUUGCAGGAUUUACAAGCUAUCGUACAUAGGCUAAUUGUAGUCGGAUCCAAAACAUACCCUCGUACUUUUCAAGUAUGUUUUAUCCUAUACAAUUACAAGCAACACAUGUUAUAUACUUACACUAAAUUUAUAAAAUAAUUUAUUGUUUUAUUCCAAUCUAUGCAUGUGAAAUAAAAUCUAGAUCUAAAUCUAGGCCUAGUAAAUUUGCAAUAUCACAUGUUAAAUCGAGAAUAUGGGUUAAGACAGCGUACUAGGUUUAGUAUAUUUGACUUUUGAAAAAGCUAUAAAUACUAAGUAGAUAUCCAAACUGAUGAAUCUUUUCAAAGAUAAAAAUUGAUUAAUUAUAGCCAAAUUUAAAUUAAUACAAUUCAUACGAUCAACUUGAAGUUUUUUGGGGAAAAAAGACUGAAAUUUAAUAGUGAACUUUGAGUUGCUUAAAAAACAUUUUGAGAAACAUUUGAGUCCUCCAUAAUCUUCUGUUGUUUAUAUUGUGAAACCUACUCUUAUUUCAUGCAGUCUUUUUAAAAAUUUUGAUUGACUGGAAGAAGUUAUACUGACAGAGUGGGACAAGCGAGACAUAUAAUUACGUGUAAUUCUCGUUUUUGAGAGAUCACAAAUUGUAAGUACACAUUUUUUUGUGUGCAAUAUAUUUAUUUAUUACAUUUUUACCAGUGAAAAUAUGGAAAAUUAUUCAUGUUAUGAAAGUGAUAGUGAAAAAUAUCCUUUUUUCUUACUUUACCAAUCAAAACACUGCUUAAAACAACAAUGGGGGAAAUUAAAAAGCUGACCCAGUAUAUUUUGCUAUAAAAAUGUAAUAAACAGAAUAUCUAACAGUGUCUUCAGUAAAACCAGAUAUAUUUCACUGGUGAAAAAUAUUUGGUAUUACAGACGACACUAUUAGAUGUUCUUUAUAAAUUAUGCAAUACAUAUCUGUAUCAUAUUGGUAAUUACUUCUGAGGCUUGCUGAGCUUUCUUGCCCGUUGACAUUUUGAUAAUUGUUUUUGUUAAUUAGAUUUGAACAAUUGUUUUUGUUAAUUUGAUGACAUGUUGAAUUUGUUAUCCAGAUAGGGAUGUGCAAUGUUGAGGAACUUGUGUUUACUUUUUUCUGCUUACAUACAACAGAGAAUUUAUGUACAUAUUUAUAAUCAGGGAUAUUUUAAUCAAAAAGUUCCAAGUGCCAUGAUCAAUUUUGUGUUCAUAUAUUAAUUUUAAGCCAGUAACAAAUGUUUAAUUAAGCUUCCAGGUACAAAUUUGAUGAUUUUUAAUGUUGCUAUUACUUUUAGCCAAUUUUUAAAAUUUCAAUGACAGGAAAUCUUGAAAUAUUUAUUCAAAAUCAUAUUUUGUUUAUAUUGCUGUAAAGAUUGUAUUCAUGCAAUGGUCUUUGUUUUCCAGAUGUAUAACAAAAAAAAAAAAAAAAAAUGACUUUUUUGAUUGUAUCAAUAAGUGUGUUUGGUCACAGAUGUACAUUGUAUAUCAUUUACGUUUACUGCUGUUUAAUUGAUGGCAUCAAUACAAAGGUUCUGAACCUUUGGAGUGUGGGCAGGUCCCCAGAAUUAGAGAGAAUACACUGUACUUCAAAACAGAUAUCCUGGUUGACAUGACUAGGACUGCUGAUGUUCAUUGGAUUAUUUAAGAGUAUAUGCUACCUUGAACAUUUUGUUAAUUCUAAACUUCCCUUAAAAACUUGGUAUACAUUUGUUUGUAGUUUUGUACUGUACCGGAGCAAUUUGAAUUAUUUUUUAUCAGGAGAUACAUCUGUCACAAUAAGGUAUAUAUUUCAUAUUUAUGAUCAUGUUCAGGCAAACUUUUAAACCACUGCUUCAAUGGUCCGUGGUCUGAUCAGUCACACACAUAUUUCGAAAUGAGGCUUAAAAUCAAUUAGCAAUUUGAUUGGCUAAAGAUAUUUCUAUUUUAAAACCUUUCGUCUUUGUCUUGCAAUGGCUGAUUAAAUUUUGAAAAUGUUUUCAGAUUCUGACAUCAGCACUAUGAAUACCACUGGUAAUCUGCCUGCUGAUUUGCAUAUCUGAUAAAUUUUGUACAAUGUUUCAUGUGUUAGAAGUCAUAAGCUUAUGGAAAUCUGGAAUCUGUAUCCAAUUCUAAUCUGACAUAUUGAUUAACCACCCAUAUGAUGCAACAGUACUUCUUUUUUUUUAUACUUUCUGUGACCAAUCCAACCUGGUCUCAGUUUCAUCAACAUUCCUUAACCUACAUCAUCUGAUACCUACGGUUACUUGCACUACAGUUAUCAGUUUAGCAUAGUGUAGUUCAAUCAACCGUGGGAAUCCAACAAGGCUUAACAUUAUCAGUGUAGCAUGGUGUAGUUCAAUCAACCGUGGGAAUCCAACGAGGCUUAACAUUACCAGUUUAGCAUAGUGUAGUUCAAUCAACCAUGGGAAUUCGACGAGGCUUAACAA
This is a messenger RNA of Pecten maximus, 4576 nucleotides long. RefSeq names its product transmembrane 6 superfamily member 1-like. The transcript is spliced from 8 exons. Bases 30 to 1274 code for a protein of 414 amino acids. The record is from RefSeq and is a predicted model, not a curated record. Lineage: Eukaryota; Metazoa; Mollusca; Bivalvia; Pectinida; Pectinidae.